GUUGGCUCCACUCUCUCGGCGAUGGCGACUGCGGCAAGGGCGCUGCUCUCCGCCGCCCUCGGCAGCACCCGGACUGGGGCCGGCACCGGCUUCGGCGGGCUGGGCAUCAGCAGACAGCGGCAACACCAGCGGACGAACCAGCUGAUUGAGCACUGACCAAAGACUCAAACAUUGAGACUUGAUUGUCUGCUAUCUGGAUGAACUCUUCUGAGCUGUGAGAGGACUGAGGAGUGGUUUUGUCUUGAAAUGGGGUGAACUUCUGCCCCAUUUCUGGGACUAUCAGUGGGUUUCCAUAAUUAAGGAUGUGUGCAGAUCUGUUAAGGACAUUGUGUUUUCACACCUUGCUGCUGCUUGUGUGAUUGCAAGAAGGCCGAGCUCAUACUCUACAGUACAGCUGCAGUGAGUUUAGCUAAUGGUCUGCCAGAGAUUCCCAGUAUGGUACAGUCAACGAGUGUUGUACUGCUCCAGUAGCUUAGUGACCUCUAACGAUGUAAAUGUUGUUUACCAGAACGGGUUACCCGUGCUCUCCUUGAACCUACCAUCGCGGCGAGAGCGUUGCCAGUUCACCCUCCGGCCCAUCUCCGACUCGGUAGGCGUCUUCCUAAAGCAGCUGCAGGCAGAGGAUAAAGGCAUCGAUCGAGUCGCCAUCUACACCCCAGAUGGAAUUCGAAUAGCUGCAUCAACAGGAAUCGACAUUCUGCUUCUAGAUGACUUCAACUUGGUGAUAAAUGAUGUAACGCACCAUGUGCAGCCACCAAAGAGAGAGAGCCUGACUCACGAAGAUGCAGCGACGAUGAAUGACGUCAAGAUCCUUGUCCAGAAGCUCUUCACCACCUUGCACAUUGAGGAGCAUCAACUGCAUAAGGAGCGGGAACUACAGAGACGAGUGGAGGAGCUCAACGCCCAGAUUGAACCACUUGAAAAAGUCAAGUUGGAAUUAGCCAGGAGAGCAGAGAAGAGGUCGGGCUGGGUGCUGUGGGGAGGGAUGGCCUUCAUGGCCACACAGUUUGGAAUCUUGGCCCGGCUCACUUGGUGGGAAUAUUCCUGGGAUAUAAUGGAGCCCGUCACCUAUUUCAUCACUUAUGGCAGCGCAAUGGCUAUGUAUGCCUAUUUUGUAGUCACACGGCAGGAGUACAUUUACCCUGAUGCCAAAGACAGGCAAUAUCUGCAUUUCUUUCACAGAGGAGCCCGAAAGACGAAAUUUGAUAUCGAAAAAUACAACCAGCUCAAAGGUGCAAUUGCUCAGGCCGAGUUGGACUUGAAACGUCUCCGGGAUCCGCUCCAGCUCCACCUCCCCAUUCGGCCAGUCAGCGACCAGGAGUGAGGAAUAUGUAAAGGGUGACUCCCUGUUUCCCUGCCCCACCCUCACCCCCUUCCACCACCCUGCCAGUCAACACUUCCACUCCCACCUACCAACCCGUGGAAUGCCUGGUGAAGCUGAGACCGGGGGCACCCUUACUCAUUUAAACCAAACGCUUGUGCGUUCUGAAAAUCAACCGAAAGAGGUUUGAAACCGUGUUGAGAUGCCAGGUGCCUAGCAGACACCAAUAAUGUGGACAGAAUAGGCAUCGCCUUUCUAACUGACGGCACAUGGGCAGAUGGGGGAUGCACGUUUCCUCUGUGGGAUUUUUUUAAAGAAAAGAUUAAUGAAUUUAUUUCCAUGUAUUAUUUUACAGUUUUAUCUUGUUUUGUGUGCAGAUUUUACAAACUAUGGAUUCAUCUGACAUUGCUGCAGUCCUUAAAAAAAAUUAUCUAAAAAAUUGCAUACAAUUAAGUAAAAGGGCAUCAUUUGUGAAAAAAAUUGUAUAAAACAGCACUGUAAUUCUGACAAUAAAUGACUUCCAUGACUGUU
Molecule: messenger RNA, 1852 nt
Organism: Carcharodon carcharias (great white shark)
Lineage: Eukaryota; Metazoa; Chordata; Chondrichthyes; Lamniformes; Lamnidae
Gene: mcu
Product: mitochondrial calcium uniporter
Exons: 9
Coding region: 413-1324 (303 amino acids)
Biological process (GO): calcium import into the mitochondrion; mitochondrial calcium ion homeostasis
Cellular component (GO): uniplex complex; mitochondrial inner membrane
Molecular function (GO): calcium channel activity; uniporter activity
Source: RefSeq, a predicted model, not a curated record